Messenger RNA from Paramecium primaurelia, 706 nucleotides. Lineage: Eukaryota; Ciliophora; Oligohymenophorea; Peniculida; Parameciidae. The record is from the annotation of a GenBank genome assembly.
AUGGCAAUUUUAUUUAAGGGUAUCUAAGUGAUCCUCGAAAUAUAUAUUAAAAAGCCAGGGUAAUAAGGGAAACCUUUCGGAAAACCAUUCUAAAAGUAAUUUAUAAUAUUAGUUUUUAGGCAAAUAUAAUGUAGGUUUUAAAGAUGCAAAGAAUUUUUAUACGACUAAAAGAAUUGCUAAAAUCAAUAAAUAAGCAGUCCUUUUUAUCCUAUUUUUUUUGGCUAGCUACGUUCACUUCAAUUUUUGAUAAUUAAGGCUAUGGGAACUAUCUUUUGGCACCAGGUUCUUAUAGCAUUUCUUCAUUUUUUUUGUAUCAUUCAAUAAAGCUAAAACAUCCUUAAAAUGUUGAAGAUUUCCUUCAAAAACAAAUAAUAAUACUUCUACUCUUUUAAUGAAAAUGAAUUUUAUUAAUAGAAGUUUGAAGAUUACUUAUUCAAUUAAUUUUGUACAUCUGAUCAAAGUAAAGAAUUGUCUUAUUCAAAUAAAUAAUUUAAAUAUUCUCAAUGUAUAGAUAUUAACAAUACGAAAGAUUCAUAUCAAAAAUAAGAGACUUUAUUUUAGUAUUUUAUAAAUUCUCUAAUAAUUUUCAAAGGCCUGAUAGAUAUGAAAAGAUUUCUAAAAAUUGGUAUAAUUUCUCAAUUAAAGAAUAGAAAAAAAGUUCGAAGGACCUUUGAAAAAUGCUUAUAAAUAUUUAUAUUCAACUUGA